Molecule: messenger RNA, 2638 nt
Organism: Teleopsis dalmanni
Lineage: Eukaryota; Metazoa; Arthropoda; Insecta; Diptera; Diopsidae
Gene: SIFaR
Product: neuropeptide SIFamide receptor
Exons: 9
Coding region: 157-2334 (725 amino acids)
Biological process (GO): G protein-coupled receptor signaling pathway
Cellular component (GO): membrane
Molecular function (GO): neuropeptide Y receptor activity; peptide binding
Source: RefSeq, a predicted model, not a curated record
UAUAAUAACGGUUGAAAUGCUAAAAAGUAAAUACAAAACUCGAAGUAAUAAUAUUUUUGCAAAUGGAUAAUUAUUUUCAUUGCACAUAAUUUUAAGAACCUUAACUGAAACCUUACAUAACGAAAUAAUAAAAUAACAAUAAUAAAUGUAUCCAAAAUGGUUGCAACUUUAAAUACAAAAAAUAGUAGCAAUAGAGGAGAGGUCUAUGGAAGUUUGCUUGAAACUUCUUAUAUGCUGGAAUACACCAAUCCGAAAUACAACGAUAUGCAAAAUAAUACCACGGACUUUUUAUUAACAAGUGAUGAACCCCAUAAAAUUGAAGAAGUGUACGGCGGCUUACUAUUAAACGGAGUACAAGAUAUGGAUUUACUUAAUACAUCAAUCGCUUCUAGUGAAUUUAUCACCUUGUCAACAGAUCCUGGGCCAAGUUUAUUACCGUUACAAAAUGUAGCAGUAGUAGACACAUUAUUAGGUUCCGUUAUGACCACUGCCACCGCUACAGUAACAACACUACCAGCACCCAACUUUUUAACUGAUAGUACAGUCAAUUCUGCUACGCUUGACUCCAUGAAUACAAAUUUGCUUAUAAAUUUAAUAACUACGACCACAGAAUCAACGAAUAACGAUUCUUCAUAUUGGGACCUUGGCUCUGACAAUGUCGAUUUUCUUUAUCGUCAUUCACUCAGUAUGACAAUUGUGUAUUGCAUAGCUUACUUAGUAGUGUUUCUAGUUGGAUUGAUUGGAAAUAGCUUUGUGAUUGCUGUAGUACUGCGUGCUCCACGUAUGCGUACGGUUACAAAUUAUUUUAUUGUCAAUUUGGCCAUUGCUGAUAUCCUUGUGAUUGUGUUUUGCCUGCCAGCGACACUGAUGAGCAACAUUUUUGUACCUUGGAUGCUUGGCUGGUUGAUGUGUAAAACGGUUCCAUACAUUCAAGGAGUAUCUGUAGCUGCCUCCGUUUACAGCCUCAUUGCAGUCUCACUCGACAGGUUUAUUGCCAUCUGGUGGCCAUUGAAGCAAAUGACAAAAAGUCGUGCUCGCUUUAUGAUAUUCUGUAUAUGGGUUAUUGCUUUUGGCACCACUAUACCUUGGGUUUUAUUCUUUGAUUUGGUACCAGCAGCAGAAUCAUUUCCGGCAGCACCGGAUUUAUAUCUAUGUCAAGAAGUAUGGCCUCCUGGAACCAAUGGCAAUUUAUAUUUUCUAUUAGCACAUUUAGUAGCUUGCUAUUUGUUACCUAUGUCACUCAUAACCUUAUGCUACGUACUUAUAUGGAUAAAAGUCUCAACACGUUCUAUACCAGGUGACUCUAAAGAUGCACAAAUGGAUCGCAUGCAACAAAAGUCUAAAGUGAAAGUUAUUAAAAUGCUUGUUGCUGUCGUAAUACUAUUUGUUCUCUCUUGGCUGCCACUCUACGUCAUCUUCGCUAGAAUAAAAUUUGGCGGAGAAAUCUCUAUAGAGGAAAGUGAAAUACUUAACAAGGUUACACCUUUCGCACAAUGGUUAGGUUCAUCCAAUUCUUGCAUCAACCCAAUAUUAUAUGCAUUUUUCAAUAAAAAAUACCGCCGAGGCUUUGCCGCUAUUAUUAAGUCACGAUCCUGCUGUGGACGUUUAAGAUAUUAUGAUAAUGUUGCCAUAGUCUCUUCAACAACGAGUACACGCAAAUCUUCUCAUUAUCAUCACAAUGGUUCUCGCAAGAGUCCUAGCAGUCCCGGUCUACGUAAAAAUAAUGUUUCCUACAUAUACGAACAUAAUUCCUUGCGUAGACAUAAUCUUAUAGUAAAACAAGACAGCAAUCUUUCGCAACAAAUGUUACUCAAACAAGAUUCACAUGGUUCUCGACAACUUCUGAUCAAACAGGAGAGUGCAUCAAGUGAUGGAUCUAGACGACUUUUAUGCCAACAAGAUAGUAAUGGUUCCUAUAAUAUAGAAAUAAAACGCUCAACUCAAAUUACACACAAUCAAGAUCGUUCUCAAGACAGCUUUGCCACUUCCCAAGAAUGCAUAUCAAAUGAUUAUAGACGUGGUAUCAAUGCCGGUUCUCCUAGCAUUAGUUCAGUUUUAGAAUACAAACGUCAAAAAUUUGUGAAACAAGAUUCUGUGCUUUCAUUUGUGGAUCAACGCCCAGAACCACGUAGACAUCAACUUGUUAAGCAGGACUCUGUUAUAUCAUUUGCAGAUCAGAAGCGAGGUUUACUCAAUAAACAAGACUCAAUUUUUGCUGGUCCAAAUCGUUCAGGUGAAAGUACUGGACAUCAUGUUUCAAUAUUAAAGAAAACCGAUUCACAGAAUAGCAAUGGCUUACCUUCACCACGUAGAAAUAUGGAAUAUUAUGAAUAAGUUACUAACAAAAAUAAAUUUUAAUAUAUAUAUAUAAUUAUAUAAAAUAUAUAAUAAUAUACAAUACACAAGACCUUGUUAACAGCAAACACGCUAGACUUUGGGUAUAGUGUUUCUUACAUAUCCUACACUAAGAAUAGAUAAUGAAUGUUGUAGAAACCAAUUAAAUUAGGGUUUUUAUUGGUGAUAUUUUGUAAGAGUUUCACAAAAUUUUGGGAUACACUGUUUUUUAACUGUUAUUUGCUAGAAUAUAUUUAAUAAUACUUAAACCAAUAUUUUAAUAGUUUGUUUUUAAAAGAAGAAA